AUGGAAAAUAUCGUUGAAGCAAAUCGUCUGCCCAAUCAUCUCAAUCAAAUCGCCUCAUCUUCAUCGGGUGAUGAUGAAGAAGACGAAGAACGGAUUUCGAAAGUUCUCGAGAAAAUGACGUGCUUUUCCUUUCAACGUCCACGCAAUAUUAAACAAGGAAAUGAUGAUGAGACGACAAGCGAUGAAUAUGAAGAUGAAGCAGAUUUCGAGGAUAUGACUGGGGAUUUUACGAAGAAGCUAAAUGCUAUUCGAUCAGGGCAACAAGCUGGCCCAAAUAGUCAGCAACGAAUGGAUGCGGUGAGAUCGGCUGAAGCACAGGCGGAGAAAAGAAGAACGGAUCAACAGAAACGAGUGAAGGACAGACAAGAUCGAGCAACCGUUGAACAGGUACUCGAUCCAAGGACACGGCUCGUUCUCUUCGGUCUUUUGCAACGUGGUACACUGUCUACGAUUGACGGAUGCAUUAGCACAGGAAAAGAAGCCAAUGUCUAUCAUGCGAAGAAUGGUGAUCGAUCGCUUGCCGUAAAAAUCUACAAGACGAGCAUUUUGACGUUCAAAGAUCGUGAUCGAUAUGUGCAAGGGGAGUUCAGAUAUCGUCAUGGUUAUUGCAAAAGCAAUCCACGCAAAAUGGUAGCUGUUUGGGCAGAAAAGGAGAUGCGCAAUUUGAAUAGGAUGCACGAAGCUGGUGUACCUGUGCCGCAACCGAUUCUUUUGAAGGGACACGUAUUGGUUAUGGAUUUCGUCGGAAGAGAUGGGUGGCCGGCACCACUUCUGAAAAAUGCCGAUUUCACUGUUGAGGUGGCUGAACGAAUCUAUCAGCAAUUGGUGAGAACGAUGAGGGUGAUCUAUCGUGAGUGCAAGCUUGUUCACGCGGAUCUCUCCGAGUACAAUCUUCUCUUUUUGGAUGACAAGCUGUAUGUGAUUGAUGUCUCUCAAUCCGUUGAGCAUGAUCAUCCAUUGGCACUCAAUUUCUUGAGACAUGAUUGCAACAAUGUGACUAGAUUCUUCCGCGAUCGAGGAGUGCCCGUUUUAUCGUUGAGACGUUUAUUUGAGGUGAUUGCUGAUCCAACUGUGACACAAAAUGAUUUGGAGGCUGCUUUAGAGCAUGAAAGAAGUGCCGAAGGAGCCGACGAAGAUGCUGUUUUCUUGAAUGCCUUCAUUCCACAGAAGCUCGAUCAUGUGGAUAACUUCGAAAGGGAUGCGCUUCUCAUUCAAAAGGGAGUCACGCCAAAUAAUCCAUUUCAACAUAUGGUUUCUAAGGCAACUGUCGUGAAAGAGGCAAAGAACAGUGAUACUUCUGAAGAGGAAGACGAGAGUGAAUCGGACGAGGUCUGGUCUAGGAGUGGUCAUUUGGAUCACUUACCAGUGCAACCCCUUGUCAAGUCCACUUCAACAGACUCUUUAAGCACCCCA
Mesorhabditis belari is the source of this 1413-nucleotide messenger RNA. NCBI's taxonomy places the organism in Eukaryota, Metazoa, Nematoda, Chromadorea, Rhabditida, Rhabditidae. The record is from the annotation of a GenBank genome assembly.